UCGCGUCAAAACUUUCUGAAGAAUAAUACAUGAAAAUAUCCAAUUAUACAUAUAUAUCAUACGAGCACUAAUCAAUUGCAAGGCCAUAAAGAGUCGAUUGGUUCCAAAUACCUAUUGUAACCCUCCCAUUCAGCAAAAGUAGAAAGUUUUAUAUCAUCUGUAACCCACACCUAAAUUGCCAAAAUGGCAAAACCUCUGUUGAACUCCUGCUGCCUGUGUCAGUCGACGCGGAAUGGGUCCAUUAUAUCAGGGAUCCUGGCCAUUGUCCUAUCCAUCAUCACCAUUGUGGUGAUCUUCACGACGAGAGUGCAUUUCAAGACGAUCGUAUUCGACUUUAUACCCAAUGACAUUGUCAAGAUAAUACUGGUGAUCAACCUGUGCAUGACCAUAUUGAUAUCCCUACUGAUGAUCGCGGGCGUUCUCAAGCGCAAUCACUACCUGAUGGUGCCCUGGGUGGUGCUGGGCAUCAUGAUUGCCAUUGGACUGCUGAUCUCAGUCAUCUACACCGCCGUCGUCUUCUUCAUUGAUGGCUAUGUACUGACGGGUGUUCUCUGGCUAAUCUUUGGCUUAAUUUGUUGCGCGGUUCUAACAUAUUGCUGGUGCGUCGUAUACAGCGAAUACGCUAAUCUCUCCGAGGAGAACGAACGUGGCCGAUACAACAAGCAGCCCUACCGCCGUUAAGGAUCCAUAAGCUCCCACCUGAAGGUGAUUUGCAGAUCCCCUACUCUCAUCAUCACUUCCAUUCUAGCAAGAAAUACCCAUUCUAUCAUCCUAGUUUAUAAUAAUUAUCCCAACUGCUUAUGUUCGUAUUUAGUGGAUAUAUCUAACUAAUAAUUGUAAUUUAAUUAAGGCGAGCCAGCCUUUCGUUCAGAGAUCGAAUUUAUGUGGCCCGCGGAAGAAAGUGCAAUCGAAUCGAUUUAACAUUUAAAUAAAACUUUAAUCCAGAUAUUUUGUGAA
Messenger RNA from Drosophila persimilis, 957 nucleotides. RefSeq lists its product as uncharacterized. Bases 184 to 681 code for a protein of 165 amino acids. The transcript has 4 exons. The record is from RefSeq and is a predicted model, not a curated record. Lineage: Eukaryota; Metazoa; Arthropoda; Insecta; Diptera; Drosophilidae.